This is a messenger RNA of Aricia agestis (brown argus), 1191 nucleotides long. RefSeq names its product mediator of RNA polymerase II transcription subunit 6 (gene MED6). The transcript is spliced from 5 exons. The record is from RefSeq and is a predicted model, not a curated record. NCBI's taxonomy places the organism in Eukaryota, Metazoa, Arthropoda, Insecta, Lepidoptera, Lycaenidae. Gene Ontology annotation, molecular function: transcription coactivator activity. Gene Ontology annotation, biological process: regulation of transcription by RNA polymerase II. Bases 155 to 1003 code for a protein of 282 amino acids. Gene Ontology annotation, cellular component: core mediator complex; mediator complex.
CCUGUCAUGUCGUACAAGUCGUCACUUCAUUACUAUAAAUUAUAUUUUUGUGAUUGUUGUGAAUUCUGAGGUUGUGAAUACCUAUGUACUUUUUCUUAUAAAAUAAUUUUGUAAUUAAAUACCUUGUUAGUGGUAAAUCAAGUAUCCUUUAAAGAUGAUGCCCGGUAGAAUAAACCACCUGCCAUUGCCAGCGGAGAAUCCACUCACAGUUUCUUGGCACGAUUCUGCUUGGAUUCCUUCCCUGAAUCCAUCCAACAUAAUGGACUACUUCUCCGAAAGAUCUAACCCGUUUUUCGAUCGAACAUGUAACAAUGAAGUCGUUAAAAUGCAGCGUCUUAGUAUGGAUCAAUUGCAGAAUAUGACUGGACUGGAGUACAUUUUGUUGCAUGUUCAAGAGCCAAUUUUGUAUGUGAUAAGGAAGCAACAUAGACACAGCCCCAUGCAAACAAUACCUCUGGCUGAUUAUUACAUUAUUGCUGGUAUUGUGUAUCAAGCUCCAGACUUGGCAAGCGUUCUAAACUCCAGACUGCUCUCUGCAGUCCAUCAUUUGCAAUGUUCAUUUGAAGAAACUAUGUCCUACUCUAAAUAUCAUCCUAGCAAAGGAUACUGGUGGGAUUUCAAAAGUAAAACAGGUCCAUACAACAUGGGUCCAUCUGCCCCUAAAGAAGUGACAAAUACUCCCAAGGAAGAACCCGCUACAAUGUUCCAGCGUACCAGGGUGGACAUGCUUUUGGCAGAAUUAGUCAGACAAUUUCCUCUGCCAUCAUUGACGCAAACAAAUCAGACAAAUGGUGUUACUGUUAAGACAGAGAACGUAGGUGACAAGGUUCCCGACAAGCCAGCUGAUGGAGGCAACAUGAACAAUAUCACUAUUAAACAGGAGCCCAUGGAUCCAGUGUCCUCAGAUAUGUCCAACGGCAACCUGCCGGGCCAUAUGGAAAUAAAAACUGAGAUCAAACAGGAGAACAUGAAACCACCCCCAGAAAAGAAGCCAAGAAUGUAAAAAAAUAUAUAUUAUUUAAAUACAACUCCUUAGCUUUAUGGUCAUUGUGCAAAUCAAAAUAGUUUUGUAUAAGUUUCAGUACAAUAUAGAAUCAUAAAUGUACAUACUAAUGUUAAUUUUAGAAUGUAAAUAAGAAUCAAGAUAUUGUGGUGAUAUUAUUAAAAUCUCCAUUGAAGUAGUAAUGGGAA